Messenger RNA from Olea europaea var. sylvestris, 1155 nucleotides. RefSeq names its product zinc finger BED domain-containing protein RICESLEEPER 2-like. The record is from RefSeq and is a predicted model, not a curated record. Gene Ontology annotation, molecular function: protein dimerization activity; DNA binding. The transcript is spliced from 4 exons. Bases 1 to 1155 code for a protein of 384 amino acids. NCBI's taxonomy places the organism in Eukaryota, Viridiplantae, Streptophyta, Magnoliopsida, Lamiales, Oleaceae.
AUGUUAGAUAAGCUUUCUCUUGGUUCUUUAUUGUUGAAUGGUGAAUUUUUCCACUUGCGGUGUUGUGCACACAUAUUGAACCUGAUAGUAAAGGACGGUUUGGAUGUCAUUAGCCCAAGUGUUGAGAGAAUUCGCAAUAGUGUUUCAUAUUGGUCAGCAACACCAAAAAGAGUUGAAACUUUUGAGGCAGUUGCACGACAAAUGAAAAUCCCUUGUGGAAAAAAGUUAUUAUUAGAUUGCAAGACUCGAUGGAACUCUACGUAUCUAAUGAUUCAUACUGCUUUGCUUUACAAAGAACUUUUUCCUCGACUAAGGCAAAGAGAGCCUCAUUACAGAAGUGUACCGAGAACAAAAUAUCCUACUGCCAAUUUGUACUUUCCCAAUAUUUGUGACAUAAAGUUGGCAAUCCGUGAUUGGAGCACAUCAUCUUGCGAUGAAGUCAAAUGGAUGGUGUCAAGCAUGAAGGAAAAGUUUGAUAAAUAUUGGAGUGACAUGCAUGAAAUUCUAGCUGUUGCAACUAUAUUGGAUCCUAGAUACAAGAUGAAACUAGUUGAAUACUAUUUUCCUUUGAUUUUUGGAGAUGAAGCUCAGGAAGAGGUUGAAAAGGUUAGAGCAUUUGGUCAUAAGUUGCUCAAAGAGUACGAGAGACCACAUCGUUCGACAGAAAAUACAUCUUUGUUUCCAUCAUCUUCACAAUCAGAGUCGUCUACUACCAGUGGAAAACAUUCUCGCAUGGCUGGUUUUGAUACAUUUGUUAGCCUUUCUGUUACUGCUGAUCAUGUAAAAAUAGAGUUCGAUGUUUUUCUAGAUGAGCCAGUAUUGCCUAGGGUGGACGAUUUUGAUCUAUUGACAUGGUGGAAAGCAAAUUCAAUAAAAUAUCCGACUUUACAGAAGGUUGCAAGAGAUUUAUUAGCCAUUCCAGUAUCUACUGUUGCAUCCGAGUCAGCAUUUAGUACAAGUGGUAGAUUUGUGAGCCCACAUAGAAAUAGGCUUCACCCGAAGACUUUAGAAGCUUUAAUGUGUGCUCGAGAUUGGCUUUGGUCUGAUAUUCAUGAAAAUUCUGGUCCUUCAUCAUAUUUCGGAGCUUGUGCAAAGUUUGAUGACGAGGAUGUUGACGAAGAGGAAUCAACUUUGAGUUUUGACGGAUGCCAGUAA